This is a messenger RNA of Halteromyces radiatus, 1648 nucleotides long. RefSeq lists its product as uncharacterized. Gene Ontology annotation, cellular component: endoplasmic reticulum lumen. The transcript has 6 exons. Gene Ontology annotation, molecular function: protein disulfide isomerase activity; protein-disulfide reductase activity. Gene Ontology annotation, biological process: response to endoplasmic reticulum stress. Bases 102 to 1454 code for a protein of 450 amino acids. NCBI's taxonomy places the organism in Eukaryota, Fungi, Mucoromycota, Mucoromycetes, Mucorales, Cunninghamellaceae. The record is from RefSeq and is a predicted model, not a curated record.
UUUUAUUUAUUUUUAUUUUAUUUUAUUUUAUUUUCUCUAUCUUCCCUCUUUCUUUUUCCUUUAUAGAUUAUAUCCUUUCUUAUUGAGAUAUUGGUAUUCCAAUGUUACUGAAAUCUAGUCUUUUAUUAUGUGUGAAUGUAGCACUUGCAGCAGCCAUGUAUAGUAGUCGUGAUGCUGUUGUGGAAUUAACGACAGACAAUUUUAAACAACAAGUCCUGGACAACGAUAAACUGGUGGCUGUUGAAUUUUACGCGCCUUGGUGUGGUCACUGUCAAAAGCUUGCUCCCGAAUGGAAAAAGGCAGCAAACAAUUUAAAAGGAUUAGUAGAUGUAGCAGCUAUUGAUUGUGAUCAAGAUGCAAAUAAACCAAUUUGUGGACAAUAUGGUAUUCAAGGUUUCCCCACCAUCAAAAUCUUCCGUCCAAGUGUAAACAAGAAAGGUGUUCGUACAAAGAGUCCCUCUGACUACCAAGGACCCCGUGAAGCCAAACCUAUUGUGGAUCAUCUUUUAUCACUUCAACCUUCUCAAGUUCGACUUAUUAAAGGUGAUCCUAACAAGGUCAAAUCAAAAGCAAGUAUCUCAUUGGACGACUUUUUGGCAACUGAUAACACAACAUUAACCAAAGUGAUUCUUUUCACUGACAAACCUACGACAACACCUCUAUACAAAGCACUUUCAGUAGAUUUUGGUAAUGGACGAUUGUUAAUGGGUGAAGUUAAGAAAAAUGAAAAACUAGUGUUGGACCAAUUUGGUAUUGAUACAUUCCCUACUUUACUUGUGAUACCUCCUGGACAAGAUGCAUUGGUUUAUUCUGGCAAACUUAAAUAUCAACCACUUUAUGAUUACUUGUCAACUUAUACUUCGGAAUCCGUUAAUCAAAAAGACAGGACAAAAUCAUCCAAAAAAUCUACGACUUCUCCUCUUACUGCUGCUGAACCCAUUGUCAAACCAAAAGUCGUGGAAUUAGGAACAAAUGAAGCUUUAAAGGAACACUGUUUGGCAUCCGGAAACAUCAUUUGUGCCAUCACCAUUGUAUCACCGGAAGAAAAGGAUGAAGGUAUUACAGUAUUGAAUGACAUCAAUGAACAAAACACCAAUACAUUGUUCAGAUUCGGUUGGAUGACCAGUGAUAAAGCAUCAGAUAUCAUACAACAACUUGAUUUGGUACAAGAUUAUCCUGGCCUCUUCAUCCUCCAUGCAAGUAAACAACUUUAUCGUCCUUACAUUGGAGCAUGGGAAAAUAAGAGCAUUACUCGUUGGUUGAAUCAAAUUAGCUCUGGUCGUGUCCAAGCUUGGCCAUACUCUGGAGAUUUGAAGGUUACUGAUACUACGGAACAACAACAAGUAGAACAAGAAGAUCAACAAAAGGAAGAAGAAGGGCAAUCAAUGGAACAAGAAAAUCAACAAGCGGAAGAUCAAUCAGAAGACCAACAACGUGUCCGUGAUGAAUUGUAGUAUUUGGGAAUAUUAACCUCGCUCCAACUUUUUUUUUUUUGUUAUAUCAGAAUAAUGAUAUUAUUUGUAUCAAUUUUGAUCAUUGUUUGUUUAUUUGUCUAUACCUUUUUUUCUUUUUUUCUUUUUUUUCUUCACUCCUCGAAUAUACUCUUCUUACUUUUUAUCACAUCUCUUUUCUAUAAAUUAUAUUAUAU